Messenger RNA from Patiria miniata (bat star), 4094 nucleotides. Its product is annotated as protein WWC2-like. Gene Ontology annotation, molecular function: kinase binding; molecular adaptor activity. Gene Ontology annotation, cellular component: cytoplasm. The record is from RefSeq and is a predicted model, not a curated record. Gene Ontology annotation, biological process: negative regulation of organ growth; regulation of hippo signaling; regulation of DNA-templated transcription. NCBI's taxonomy places the organism in Eukaryota, Metazoa, Echinodermata, Asteroidea, Valvatida, Asterinidae. The coding region runs from base 507 to 3626 and encodes 1039 amino acids. The transcript is spliced from 22 exons.
CCAGAAUACUGACAAUAGAAUCGGAUUUGCAGAGGAGGCUGAUUGACUAUAACUGUCCCUGCUUGCAGUUUUAAUGCCUUAGCCACGCACAAGGGAUAAAACCAGGCCCCACAUACCAAGCAUUGUCCGUGCGCAUAAUUGUAUACACAACAAGUCGUACUGAAUUUAUAAACUACAUCAGCAGCCUGUGGUAGAAAAAGGCAACGUUCGUUGUUCGCUGAAAAAAAUCAGAUUGUUUUUUUUUCCGGCACUCAUGUUGUUGUAAACUUUGGGAUUGUUAUGAAAUAACUUGCGCUUGGUAUUCAACGACAGAACUGAAGGGGACCGCACUGCCCUAGAUACAGUGAUUAACCAAGCCACAGACGUUUGCUGACUGCUCUGGAGAUGAGUUACCGUUUGGAUGGGAAGAGGCAUAUGAUCCUGUUUUGGGUGUUUACUACAUAGACCAUCUAAACCAGGGCAACCAGAUAGAAGAUCCUCGCGUGCAAUGGCGGCGAGAGAAAGAGAUGAUGUUGCGUGAGUACCUGACCACCCAGACGGACGAGGAGGACUCGCAGGCCAAGCAGGAGAUCUGCAACGUCAAGCAGCAGCGACUGCAGCUGGCUGAGAAUGAGGUUCAACAUUUGAAUGAUGCGUUGAGUGGCUGGCAAUCCAAAACAAGCCUCAACUCCAACAGCUCGACCGGCAGCACCCGCUAUGACCCAGACCUCUUGAAGGUAGAAGUGGCUAAUGCCAAGGCGCGUGUGGCUCAGAUCCGCAAUGAGCUGCAGCACAUGAAGGCCCAGGUCUACCUGCAGAACCAGGAAUACAGAGGUAAUGAAAAGGCUUGCAGCAGCCCCGAGAUCCGGUUCCAUUCAGAUGAGGGCGGACACUAUUCUGAGAACCCCUCCCAGAUGCCGUCUAUGGUCUACCACCAGCACCGGCUGAACACCACGCUGCAGAGUGACCUACCGGGCCACUUCCAUUACAUGGGCGGGGGGAGGCUUGCCGAGAAGGAGCGAAUCCGGAUGAAAUACGAGGAUGCCCAGAGGAGGUUGUGUCUGUUGCAGAUCCAAAUAGCGGAGCUGGACGACCAGAAUCCUUUGGGACAGAACGAGGCUGACAAAGACAGGCUGCUGCUUAUAUCGGAAAAGGAGGAAUUACUAAGGGAAUUGAGGAGUGCUUACCAGCACAAACGCAGCGCUGAGGAGAGGCGGAAGCUAGAGGCUGAGAAGCAAGCCGUGAUUCAACAAAUCAACGAGGCCAAAGAAGAAGUUACAAGGGUGCUACAUAACAGGAUAAAACUGCAGGAGAGGAAAGACCAGUUGAACCAGCAGUUAGCAGAGGUCACGAGGGAAGCUAUGCAACUGGAGUCACAGCUGAAAAGUGUGUCCGUCAGUACAUUAUCCUCCAGCUCAAGCAGGGGAUCCUUAAGUGCUUCCAGCCGAGGUUCCUUGGCGUCCAGUAAAGGCUCCCUGAACAGCGCCCUCAGCUACCCCGAUAUCUACAUGCCGCCGUCACAGUAUUCUAUGGAUCUCAAUAUGAAAGACAUUAAGCAAAAGGUGGACGCUCUGUUCCACGGGAGCAUGGAGGGCCCUGGAGCCCUGGCCCCAACCUCCCCCCACCACCUCCAGCCCGGCCCAGCCCCCGUUGCCAUCUCAGUUCCCGGUGCCGUGGACACCAACCACAAGUCCAUGACAUCGCUGUCCUCUCGCUCCUCCCUCUCCUCCAUGUCCCCGCCCUCCUCCCCGGGCAACGCCCACCUGAACGGCGGCGACGUCCGAUACGAAGGCCCCCCGCCGGCCUACUUGGACCACCUAAGCAGCGUGCAGCAGCGGCAAAAGCAGAACAUCGCGGGCUACCUGCGCACCCAGGGACUUGAGGAGGAGCACGUUGUGGGCUCGCUGUCCCAGCUUACUCUCAACGGGGGCGACUCGCUGACGCAGGUGCCUCCCUCGGGUCCAGGGGUUGCUCCAGAGGGCGCCCUCAUGGCCGGCGGUGCCGGAGUGGGCGUGGCAAUGGGCGGUAGGGGGCUGUCGCGGCUCAGCAUGGACCCCAAGAUGCCCGUCUCUGAGUACAACAUGGAGAUGCUUGGUAACACGCCGCUGAGUCCCAUCAGUGAAGGCAUUGCAGGUGUCAAUCUGCAGCGCCUUCAGGGCCAAUCCACAGCAGCAGCCAGGAGCGUAUCGGCAGCAGUGUCUGAUGAGUCUGUGGCAGGGGACAGCGGGGUGUACGAAGCAUCCAAUAAAAGAUCAGCGGAGUCGGAUGGUGACCACUUCCUGAGCAGCAUAUCCAGCCUGAAUUGUGGCCAGAUCCUGCUGACUCUCCAGUACCUGUUAAGCGAGGGCGUCCUAGUGGUGGCACUAGAGCAGCUGCGACACAUUCGGGAGAUGCUGCCUGAGGACUGCACCAAGUUCUACAUUAAGGGAGACGUCCUACCCUGCCCGCCCAACGCCAACCUGAGCUUCAAGACAGAUGACAUCGAGGACACAAGUCUCAGGGUACUAGGCCAAACGGUCAGCUUGCCUAUCAUGGAGAACAAGAUUGGCACCAAGACGUUGCAGCUGUUUGUGUGGAGCGUGGGCGCCACGCAGCGGGAGGAGUGCGUGGGAGGGACAAGGAUAAGCCUUGCUGACCUGAACCCUCGGCACGUAGCCAAGUCCCAGUGGCACAACAUCGUCAACUUCAAGAUCCUCCAGAUGGAGACUCAACGCUAUACUGCCUCCAACACACCCUCCGAAACAAGCCACCAGCAGUCUGGGGAGCUAUUUGCAUCCCGAACGCGACGAGCGUCAGUUGGUGACCAGCCCUCCACCGAAAACAACCCCCCACCACCGGCGCCCGACAGCACCGCGAGCACCACAGAUACUAGAUUUCGAUCCUCCUCAUUUGACAACUCGUUCAUCAACCGGCACCGUAACCUGACCACCAUCGCCGUCAGCAUCGGCGACGACCGGUCCGGCCACGCCCACUCCUCCUCCUUCCCCAACUCCGCCCCCCAGCCCCAACCUCAGCCGACCCGCCCCUUGCCCCUGCUAAGUCCCGCCCAGUUCCCGGCGGACCGGGAGGCCCGGUUGGAGAUGCUGAGGAACAGUCUGCGGGGGACGGAGUCCCAGAAUUCCAACCCCCACCACGCGAGGGCGCCCUCGCUCUCCCGGUCCAAGACGUUCAACGCGGGUCAGCCACCACAGAAACAGUACAUAUGCAAACUUAAUCGUAGCGAUAGCGACAGUGCCAUGGCUCUCCAGCGGAGGGCGCCCUUCAUGAGAAACUCACUAGAGAGACGCAGUCUCAGAUGGAAACCGCCAACCAGUCUAUCCAGCAAGAGGUCAUUCCACCAGAGGUCACCCAGUGACCUGGAGGUCAGUCUGCAGGCCUCCAAGGAGCGGCAGGUCCAGAUACGGGAGGAGAUUCAAAGACUGAAGGAGAUCAAGCGAUGCGUGGAGCAGGCCAGCACCAAAGACGAACACAAUGCACAGCUUUCCUCAACAUCCAACAACAGCGACAUUCUGCACCGACUCAUCAAGAGUGCAGAGAAAAGCACGCACAAUCAGCAACGCAACGCCACCGGGUUUACCAACAAUGCAUCCACAAAACAAUCGUCCCACAUGUCUACUCCUGUACAAAGGUCGGCCACAUUCAGCUAAGCAACCAAGAAUCAUUUUAUAAUCCAAAAAGUAAUAAACAAUUCCUCUCGCAUUUUCAACAAUAAGAAUAUUUAUAUAUAAAUAUAUAUAUAUCAAAACCUUUUUAUUUCCAGACCAGAAAACUGGGUUUUGUUUUUUUUGUAGUUCACAGUCGCACAUGUAUCCACAGCUCUCAACGUUUUUCUAUUGUAUAACUUUCAGAAAAUAACGCUUUAGUUCUAAUGAUUUGUAAGGUGUACCUUUUUUCCAGUGUUGAAUAUUCAUACAUGCAAAUUGUAUUUUAACGAAAUGGAAUGACCGAGGGGUUGUUUACUUAAAGACAUGUUUUUAUGCAGUUUUUAAAAUUAAGCUGAUUCACUAAAGAUGUGCCCUCACAAUAUGUCUUUCGUAAAAUCUGGCCGUUAACUGGGUCAGAUCGUAUGCAGCUUUUUUGUCUUGAAGAGUUCAGAAUAAAGGUUCCGUGCUCAA